Betta splendens (Siamese fighting fish) is the source of this 13230-nucleotide messenger RNA. RefSeq names its product CTD small phosphatase-like protein. The coding region runs from base 2370 to 3119 and encodes 249 amino acids. Gene Ontology annotation, molecular function: RNA polymerase II CTD heptapeptide repeat phosphatase activity. The record is from RefSeq and is a predicted model, not a curated record. Lineage: Eukaryota; Metazoa; Chordata; Actinopteri; Anabantiformes; Osphronemidae. The transcript has 8 exons.
AAAAGUCUUGUUUAUGGUGGGCGAGUAUUGCUAGCUGGUUAAUUACUUUUCCUCACUGACAUUAGCCUUACGCUUGCACUUGCUAACUGCUGUAGUAGUAAAAAAAUAACGGUUUCCAACAUUGUAAGCAACACGUUUAUCGCAGGGCCUUUUCCAAACAAACUAUAGGAGUAGCAUAGCGGCUAUGCUAUGAGUUUGCACACUAUAAACGCUCCAGUGAUAAGACGUGUGGUUUCAACGCGGGCUGAAGGAAAAUCAACCAUUAGUUGUCGAUUAAGGCGAUUCUUUUUGCUUUUAGAAAAACAUCUCUUGACUUUCUUAAGUCCAGUAGAAAACUCUUAAUUUAAAAACUAACUCUGUGGCUUCAAUUGAAUAAAUGUGGAAAUUAGUGGUGAGAAUGGGCAUGUAGGCAGUAACAGAGCUGGAAUGUACACACAUACUUUGUAAACUGAAGAUUGGUUUAAAAUAUGAUAAACACCAAGGUAAACUAUAGACAAGAGAAAAUAGUUUUAAAAAUUAGGAGCCAUAAUAAGGGAGAAAUGAAUAAACAUCAGAUACAAAGUGAAAGAUCUUUGCCUGAUGAGAAUAGUUAAAAAUAAAGCAAGUAUAUUGAAAAUGGUGUAAUGACAAAAAAGUAAAAAUAGUUCUUGAAAUGGCGACAAUUAUGAAGCGUAGUAUACUUAUGACCGCUAGAUAAACAGUAAUUGUGAAUGGGUUUACAGUGUUGUAGGUUUAAAAUAUGAAAUGAAGCGAUAAUGCAAUGUCUUAUGUCCAGGUAGAUCAAAGAUCAGAUGUCUUGUAGUAAGGGACAGAAAAGCAGAUUUUCAUGGUUCGUGGAAGAUUAUAAUAUUAAGUAUUAACAAGUACAUACACUCACUAAUGCCUGUAUUAUGGUGCCCUUAAAACAUGCAACAGUAAAAACACUGGAAGAUGUCCCAAGGUUAACUAGACAAGUAGUGCAGCUUAAAGAUGCAAUAGGAAAAUAUAGUAACUUAUAAAUAGAUUCAACAAACGUAUAGCUAACACUACAUUUUAAAUGAAAUGUUAAUUGUUGCCUUAACAGUAAUGAUUUAGUGAAACCGAGGAAACAUGACGUUUCCAGUGUCCCCUUAACUGCUGAGAUUAAAGGGCAGUAACUGCAGUCUAGUGGAUAAAACCUCAACUUUGGAAGCUAAAGAAUUAGUACUGGUUUCCACUAGGACAUAGUGCUAGCAAAUGAAUAAAUCUAUCGUUGCUUGCCUAUUUAUUUCUUCAUUCACACUUUGAGUGGUCUACAGCAAACCUUACAUACUUACAAUCAAGAUUACGUAAACUAUUUCCCAUUCUUUUUUUCCCCAUUGGUUUGAUGAGACACUUUUCAGAAUACCCAGACCCAUGGAUGAGUAGGUGUAUCAGUAUCACAUCUCACAUCACACCUGUCCGUCCAUUAGUAAUGUGAUAAUCUAAGUCUUUCAGGUAGUCCUCUGAUGGAUUUUGUGUGACUCAAACACGUGUGCCAUCAUAGGAAAUUGUUUGUGCAGGUAUAUGGGAGUAAGUGAUGGUGAUUACUACAGUGUGUGGUGGUGAAACUAUGCACAUACUACUACAGUCAUAUACACUUACCCCCUCCAUAUUUGUAUGAGGGGGGGGGGGGUGUUUCUUUGUGGCUUGAUAUUUCAAGAUUUGCAAAUAUCAAUAUUUAUGACAAUAUAAGGAAAAAAUACAGCAUCAUAUUCAUAAUUGUAGCUUGCAGACAGGAGCGUUUAUUAGAGUAAGCAUAAUGAUGUGCAUUUCAAUACUUUUCUUACAAUAAAAUACUGUCAUUUAUGACAAUAUAUCUGUGAUUGCAAAUUCCACGAAAGGUAAACACAGCGCAUGCUCUUCUGGAGCAUGUGCAGUAAUAUCAGCUGGUUUACCUCAGAAUGUCUCAAAAAAAAGGUCUCUGCUAUUAAAAUAAAUCGCUCACAAAAAAGUAGCAAAACAUGCACACUUAGGUUUCUGAUUUAACCUAAAUGUGUUUUCAAAUAAGUUAAAGCUAAUUUAAGUUUUCUUAUUUUCACAGGGUAUUGGAAUUUUUAAUAUAAAUAAUAAGAUUUUUAUGUGCGUGCAACCAAUACCAUGAGCAGUGCAAAGGAAGACCGAGAAAGCCGCGUUUAGCCAGUUGAGGGUUGCCAAUGCCACUAUUUUGGGCAGAUGUCAGCCACCCCUACCUUCACCCAAUGACCAGGUUGCGGCUUCCAUCUCUGACUGCAUAGACCAGUGUGCUGCACACACAACAGCCAUAAUUAACAACACAAAACCGCUCUACUGUAUCACAGUUGUUCUCCCUUCUGAUCUUGUCAAGGUUGGCAGUGGUGCAUACUUACAAGAAAGCUCUCACCUAAUAAAGAAUGUCUCAGUCAAAUAGCAGCUUAAAAAAGCAGAGGAAUCAGAGCAUCUUUAGCACAUUUUUGUGCUGCUUCCGUAACUACAAUGUGGAGACACCACCUACCAACACCAGCCCCCUACCUCUACCUGUUGAGGAGAAUGGAUCGCCUCCCAAGUGUGAUCAGGUUGAGGUCAUCCCUGUUCUUUGUCCACCUGCCAAAUACCUCCUACCAGAGAUGAAAAUAUCAGACUAUGGCAAAAAGUGUGUGGUAAUUGACUUGGAUGAGACACUUGUCCACAGCUCCUUUAAGCCAAUCAGCAAUGCUGACUUUAUUGUUCCAGUGGAAAUUGAUGGUACCCUUCAUCAGGUGUAUGUGCUGAAACGACCCCACGUGGAUGAGUUCCUUCAAAAGAUGGGAAAGCUUUUUGAAUGUGUGCUGUUUACAGCAAGUCUUGCUAAGUAUGCAGACCCUGUGGCAGACCUGCUGGACCAGUGGGGAGUGUUUAGAGCGCGCCUCUUCAGAGAAUCUUGUGUUUUUCACAGAGGCAAUUAUGUAAAAGAUCUCAGCCGGCUGGGACGAGAACUUAGCAACGUCAUCAUUGUUGACAAUUCACCUGCCUCUUACAUUUUUCACCCAGAAAAUGCUGUCCCAGUCCAAUCAUGGUUUGACGAUAUGAAUGACACAGAGCUGUUGGAACUGCUGCCUUUUUUUGAGGGACUCAGCAAAGAAGACGAGGUUUAUGGUGUCCUGCAAAAUCUAAGGAGCAGGUAGCAGGAUUAACAACAGUAAAUUUUUGCCCUUCUGAACAACAAGAUUUUUCAGACUAAGGCAGAUCUUCACACAUACACCCUUCUUGUCUUGCCUCAAGUGGACAUGUUGGAGUCUCACUGUGGAAACUUUUUUGUAAUCCCAUCUUUGCUCUUAUCUCCUGCUGUCUGAAUGCCAUGACAAAAAACAUUUAAUAUCCCAGGAGUAAAGAGUCUCACGAAACUCACAAAAAAUCCAAAGUUGAUAACAUUGAGGACAAAAUGCUAAGAAGGAUGAACUCUGAUAUUUUGUUUAGUUUUUUCAAAACAACCAAGUUUGAAGUGCUCAUUUUACAACAAAUUUCUCCUCUUUUGUGGUACCACACAAAGUUCAUGGCAGAUUUUGUCCUCAUAUUGUUGCUAUGCAGGCAGUUUUCUGGUGGUUAAAAGGACUGUGAUUCUCUUUUCUAACUGGAUGAAGUGCCUUGUGUGAGUGUUGUUUAUAUGGGGAGAUAUUUUGUACAUGGCAUUUCCAGAGUACUUAAGUCUUUUCACAGACAGUAUGCUUUAUAGCACUGGAAUAUCUUUAUAUAAAAGUUAUACCUUAGUUUUGAGGUUUUCUGGGGGAGGGGCUGAUCAUGUUUUACUUCUCCAUAGUGUUCAGUUUUUCCCAAAGUACAGUAUGCUAGUGCCAUUAUAUAGUUGUGACUUUCUGCUUUCAUAUGUAUUUUAGGAAGAAAUACACUUGCAUUUGAGAACAUCAUGCCUGGGUUACAAGUACAGUACCUACUUGCGUCUGAUUGAUUUGUUCUGAAAGGUCAUACAGUUGUGCCCUUUAUUUUUCUCUUACUGAUGUUACUCUCCGUUUUCUUGCCAAAAUUUAAAAUAUUUUGGAUGAACUUCAUAUCUUAUCAUCAAUAACUGUUAUCGCAUAAUGGCAAGUAUAGCAUUAAAGGUUUUAAUUAUUUUGACAAAUAUGUCACAUUAAUUUGUCCUUUGUCAUGUCACACUCAUCCGAUAAGUGGUGUAGCUCCGCCCUGGAGGGAUGAUCUUUCUCCAGAAGUGCACAUAGUUAAAAAGGUAUUCUUUUUGUCACAUGGUCUGGGAUCUCACAACAAAUGGGUUGAGUUCUGUGUUUUUAUUUUUUCACGGGAUUUUGUGUAUUUAAGGAAUAUACAAUAAUGUAGGAUAGUGUUGGGUCGAGUCUGGACCAUGUUGAAAGCACAUCAUUGUGGUGUGUGGUGUUUACCUUCCCAGACUCUUCAACUCUUCACCUCAGUGCCUACAUUUGAGAGGAGCCACAUAAAUCAAAUGCUGCAGCAUUAGCUACUAUGGCAAUAACCUUUUUGUUUCAUUGUUUUAGUUUAAUUGUUUAAAGCCCUAACGAAGUUAGUUGAUUGGCCUGAAAACCCCAGUGUUUUAAAAUGUUGAGUGUUCAUCUUUUCCCCUAUCAGAUCCAGGAACUUAGAUUUGAAAUUAUUGGAAUAUCCAAAUGACAUGUUUUAUGAAUGAAUAUUGCUAUGUCUCCAAUUCUAUAGUUACAUGCUUUUGAUGUGGAAGAAAAUAAAGUAGACCCUUUCCAAAUCUCGAUAUGGGUGCUUAGUCCUGCCCCUGCUGUGAGACAGACAGCACGUAUGUUAGGGCGUUAGCUCCUAACUAAACACUACAGGGUCACUGCACUGUAGAUGCACAAAUCAAUGUUUAUGAUUAUUAGUGUCACAUCUAAGUGUUAUUACAUUAUUUAAUUAGUAUUUUUUUAUUGACCCGACCAUGUAUGUAGACCCAAUGUGGUCAGGUAAAUUAACACUGUUGAAUAAUAAAAUGAAGCAGUGAAGCAUGAAAUAUUUUGCGGUGCCAUCCAGAAAUUGUUAUCUCAAAAAAUGUUCUUUGCUUUAUUGUGAAUUAUAGUGUUAGUAUUAAGAACAUCUACUCUCACAUUUUUUACAGUUAAAGGCUGCUCCUCAGGCAGAUUAAGUGUCAAGAGUUGAUGUUGAUGAGUAUUCACAAUGCUCAUAAUAAUGGUUUUAAUGACAAGGUCUAUUUCUAAAAAGCAUUUGGUCAAGUAAUCUCCACCUCUUAAUGACUACCUUUCUCAAAAAAUGUAUAUUUCUGAUAUUUUUGUAUCUGCCUUUUAUCAGUAUUUGGGGGAGGGGAGUUGCAUAUUACACCCUGUAUCCAGCUUUUUGUUCCUUGUCUUUCAUGUGUGUAAUGUCCCCCUGUCUUGCCUUUGGUAAAAAUUCUCAGUCAGGCCUCAUGUUUCCUAUUGAGUGUGUGUGCACAUGUGUUUGUAUGUACACAGAUCCUUUUAAUUCCUUACCUUUUUUUUCUUUUGUGUAUCACCUGACUCAAAUCACAUUCAACCUUUGCAUUAAUUUAACGCCAAAGUUCUUCAACACUUGUGUUAGUCACUUUUGUAAACACUUUGUUGUCAUUGUGUUGUUAAUUUGAGCCUUAUUUUUUCUUUCCGUAAUAAAUUGCGUUAUGGAAAGACUUUUUUCAUGUAUUUUCUUCAAAUUGUUGAAUGGUACAGGAAUAAAGUCAAAGAUCAUCGCUUUACGAUGGUGUCACUGGUUCAGUCUUUUUUACCUAUGUAUUUUUCAUUUCAAAAAUCACGAAUAAAAAUUUAUAAUACAUUCUACGUAUUAGAACAGUUGGCAUUUUUCCUUACAUCGCAAAGUUGAGACAUUAGUCUCAAAUUCUGUGGGUAUUUGACAAUGUCCUAGUUUUUGUUUAGUUUGUAAUUACAUUUGAAAUAAUGAGGCUUUUUAAGAAGGGCUUCACAUCUACAUCAGUCAGUUCGGUUCGGUGGUUACUGUAGACAGUGACCACCAAGUAUUAUGAUCCCACUUCCGAAAUUAUUUGUAACAUUCCUUAUGGUCAGACCAAUGUUUCUAAAAAUUAUACAAACACACACUAGGAACAAAGCUAUUCUGUGUAUAUUUAGGAAAGGAAAGGAAAUAACUUAAGGCACUACAGUUCAAUAUAUUUUAUCUUUACAGAAUUAUUUUAACAGAAAUUUGACACCAAUACUGCAAUGCGGCACAGUCUCAUUCCCAGGAACAAGUUGACCCCUUCUAAAAUGUAGGAUCUAAUUUCCAGGCAGACUGAUAAAGUGACUAGGUAAACAUGCUCAGCCUGAUUUUCUUACCAGUGUAAUGUCUGUGCUGCUAGACUUUUCGUUUAAUAGUUUUUUAGUAGUACUUUUUUUUAUGGAGUCAAAUUAGGGUCAGAUUAGAAUUGUAUGUCACUGUUGCAGUUUCAGUGCAGCUGUGCAAACAUGAACUGAACGCUUCUGAUGUGAUUGGUAGUUGUAAAAAAAAAUUAAGAUGUCGGUUGGCCAUUUUAAAAAGUAUUCAUAUAUCAUAUGAAUAUAAUUGUUAUUUUACUGUAUGUCUGGCAACACUGGCUCAGACACUGUUUUAAAAUUCCUCUUAGCAAUAGAUUGUAAUGUAAGCGUGCUCUCCAAGAAAGAAUGCAUUAUUUUGACCAACACGUUCUAUUUACAUAAAUAACAAAUGACUCAUUGUAUUGUUCUUGUUUAUUCUGAAUGUAUUGUUUGGAGAUGCUUUACACAGAUUAAACAAAAUGAAUUGAACUCCUAGAAUAACAAUGUCUUAAAUUGUUCUACAUCAAUUGUAUGGCAUUUGUUUGUGAGUAAUUACAGUGAAACUAACUAAUUGGGUCCGUGCAGGUCCGUGCAUGAAGUGCGAUAUCAGAGGGUCACUUACAGAAUCACCUGCCAACUAAGUUUUCGGGGCAUCCAGCUUCAUUAGACUGCAGCGACAUCACGACCUUGUCGACACCUGAUGAGGAAGAAUUUAGCGCAUCUGCGGUGUUCUGGCGAUUUUCAGUUUAUGGUGAGACUGAAAUUGCGUCCUCCCGCUUGGCCGGUUGAUGCUCUUAUGCCCAGGAAGACUCUCUAAUGUUGUGCCGAUCUUUGCAAGUAUUCUAAACAGUGAUUUAUUACAGUUUAUUGUGGCUGAUUAGACAUGCUCCAUCAUUGGACUUCCUGUCUCUGAGCCUGCUUUACCUGCAGGAGAAUAACAGCCACUCAACCUGCCUCACAAUAACUAAACUCAUUGUGAGCCUUGACUGCCCUAAUGUGCAUCGCAUCAUCUUUGUGAGACACUUUGACCUGCAGUGUGGGAGCCCCACAGGGAACUGUCCUGGCCCCCUUCUUCUUCACCCUCUACACUGCAGACUUCAGACACAACUCAUCUGGCUGUGUUCUGCAGAAGUUCUCAGAUGACUCUGGCAAUUGUUGGACCUAUCACUGACGAUGAUGACGCAGAGUACAGAGAACUGACACAGAACUUUGUGGACUGGUGUCAGCAGAACCGCUUUCUAAUCAAUGCAGGGAAGACAAAAGAGAUGGUGGUGGACUUCCGCAGAUGUCAGUCUACACCCCCUCCUCUAGUGAACGUUCAGGGAAUGAACAUCCAGAGAGAUUGGACUGUACCUGGGUGUUCACCUUAACACCAAACUAGACUGGACUAACAACACAGACGCACUGUACAGGAAGGGUCAGAGCAGACUCUACCUACUAAGAAGGCUGUUGGAGAAAUACUGCAUUUAAUCAUUGAAACAUUGUUGGAAUUUAUUUUGCUGAUCUGCUCAAGCCUUGUCAGCUGUGCUAUAGCCUUGAAGUUUUCUCCCUUCUGUUCUGCAAGAAAUAGGGAGUACCAGUGUGUAGCAUCCUUAUCUGAUGUGCCCAAUGCUUGCUUUGUGCAGAAAAUAUUUCCUACGUACUGUGUGACUAUGCACCUCCCAGAAUGCAAUACAUAUUAUGAGCUGAAUCCUUGUCUUCUCUUCAGUGAGAGGAAGUUGCCUUUGCUGUAAACUGCUCACUCCUUGCAAGUAAAAUCCUGAAGAAGGUCUCAACUGAUUGUGUCUGCUUUAUUUAAGAUUUCCCUAACAUAAUUGGGGGCUCGUCCGGGAUCCCAAGAUCCUCUCUUUGCCGGGACAUCGAGUCGGCGACUGAAGUCUGUGCACAGCCAGGUUUGGAACCUGCAGAAAAUCCUGGGAGGUGAAUUCCUGCCCAGGUCAGACGUCGGCUGGUGGUCCGACGAGGCGAGGUGACGGGAUCCUGAACCAGGGCCAGGACACAGAUCAGGCGAGUAUGAAAAGAGUAAAUCCUAAGGUAUCUUAAAUUCCGUGAGUGGCUCACGAGGUAAAAGAAGACUGGGUCUUCAGAAAGUUCCGUGACGAGGUCACGAGGUAAAAGAGGACCGGGUCCUCAUAAGAAUUCCGUGAGUGGCUCACGAGGUAAAAGAAGACUGGGUCUUCAGAAAAGUUCCGUGACAAGGUCACGAGGUAAAAGAGGACGGGGUCCUCGUAAAAUAGAUUAAUGAUAGUUUGUCUGAUUGAAGCAGCGGCAGAGUGGAAACCUGACGGUGUCAACGUAAACUCUAAUCAGCUGGAGUAAAUCAGACUAUAAAUAAGUGUUAUUGUUUGUCAGUCUCUAAGUGAAUUUUAACUUCUUAGAGGAAGUCUCAGAGACCUUUUGUGUUGUGUGUCUGAUUGAGAUCAAAAUUGAGAGGUUGGUUUGCUCAGACAGCUGUGUCCGCAGGAAACUAGUUCCUGUAGAAGCUUGGCACAGUCGAUGAUCUCUGUGAACACUGUGACUGAUCGUUGAUCUCAAUCUUCGUAGUGAAGCAAAUUAAAGAACACUAAGGGUGAAAACCUUGAAGGUGAUUCGAAAUACAUGUCUAAAAGACAUUCUUAGUCGACUAUAAUAAUAUAUAUAAAACUUACCACAGUGGAAAAAGAAAUUGGGAUUUGAUGGAAAUUUAAAAAAAAAAAAAAGUGUAAAAAAUUGGUGGAUAAAAUAACAGUGAUAACUAAAACUGUUUAAAGAAAGAGAUGGGGAAUAUAAUAAAGGGACCAGUUAAAAAUUCAUGCUAUAUGCAUAACAAGAUUUUGAAUUCAAAAUAAACACUAAAGUGGUGUAAAACUAUGGAAUAAAUUAAGUGAAGACAUAAAAAAUAUUAAUGAAAUGAUAGAAAUAUAAUAGAAACUAUAUAAUAGAUAUAAUUUAAUAAUUGUUUUAUAUUAAUAUAAAAAAUAACCUAUAAUAGAACAAAAAUAAUAUAAUUGAUGUGCUUAAAUAUAAAGGCAUGCGUCAAUUAAAAUAUAGGAAAGAACAAGCUCAUUGAUUAAUUAGAUGGAAUGUUGUGGAAGUGGUGCACGAAUAUUAACAUUCUGUUAUAAUUCCUUUUUGUUAAAAUACUUUAUGUGAUGUAUGAAACUAACAGUCUAUGUUCAGAUAUUGAAUACAAAUCAAUGAAAUGAAGCAAAAGCAACAAUGUUUGCUGUAGACAGUGAAGGAUGCUAUUGGCACUGACUUAUGUGUAAGACUGCAUGAUUACCCACAAAUUACCCUAACCAUAUUUGGCAAAAAGGAAAACCUGCACAUGAGGUUGUUAACAGAGUUUAUGAUUGGAAUCCAAAAUAAAAGUGUGAAUACAGCUCAAUGACGGUGUGAGAGAGAAUAGCUCUGAACUGGAAAACCCAGACUGUGCCCACAGCCCACCUUAGAGGAAAUGAACAAUGAGCAACAGUGUGCUUUAGGUUUGGCAGAGAGACGCAGCCCAUACUGCAUGGCUGAGGCCACAGACCAGCUGACUGUCCACAGAAUGAUUAUGCUGGAGCAAAGUGAUGGGCGAGAGGCCGAUGGGGUUCCAGUACCAGUGUAGAUAACACUGAGGAGGGAGGUGAAUGCACUGACACACUCCACAAUGAAGAUACACACACACACGCACACGCAGACACACUCACUGAUGAUGUCACAGCUAACAGCAAUGAAGAAUGCUUGCUAUGCUUAGACUCAGAAAUGCUCACAGCUAUGCAAUGAAGAAUGCUUGCAACGCAUUAUUAAUAAUGCCUUUUGUAGCAUCCCAGUUCCCCCAGGUUCACAAUUUUGUUUGCGUUUACUUACAAAGGUCAGCGAUACACAUACACCAGGCUACCCCAAGGUUAUUGUAAAAGCCCGACUAGUUUCCGACUAGUGUAUGCCAGCAAAUUUUGCUGAAAUUACACCCCCACACAGUAGUCAGAUAUUACUGUACGCAGAUGAUAUUCUGGUAGCGUCACAGACUGAAGAAGAAUGCAGGAAAGAUACUGUAGCACUUCUUUCUUUUCGGCCAGAGAACAGUCACAAGGUCAGUAAAAACAAACUGCAACUGUUGAAGAAAGAACUUAAAUAUUUAAAACAAAGUGAACAAAAAUUGAUCCAAAUAAAGUUUUCAAAAGUAGAGAACCUAGACCAGAUUUACAGGACAACCCAAUACCUGGUUCUGUAUUUGUCUUUGUGGAUGGACCAAGCACAAAGUCUGAAACUAGAAAAACGCAGAGUGGCUGUGUGGUUCUGACUGAUAGUGAGACCUUGAAAGCAGAACCGCUACCCCCACACUACAGAGCACAAGCAGCAGAAAUAAUUGCACUGACUAAGGCAUGCAAACUCAGGUCAGAUAGUUACCAUCUAUACUGAUAGCAGAUACGCACAAUGAACUAUUCAUAUAUUUACCAGUCAAUGGGAAAAUCCAACGGGAAAGACUACAUUGCAGAUGUAAUGAAUGAAAUUAAUGAAAAAUUUGUUAAAAGCAGUACAACUACCAGCAAAAAUAGCCAUUUGAUGCACUGCACUCUCAAAAGUGAAAAGAAAAAUGGACUCAAAGGACAAACUGCUGAAAAGUUAUUACUAUGUUUGACGAGGGGAACCUGUCCUACCAACAUCCUUCUAUAAAGGAGCAGCAAUAUUGAGACGUGGGCCUUGCCAUGUCUCAACGGGGGGGAUGGUAUGGAUAAAAAAACAAACUACUAUACAGCUUAUGCAUUUACAAAUUAUUCUAAAAAAAUGUUGUUCCCGAUGCACCACUUGCUCUAAAUAUAACCUCUAAAGGAAUUAUUCGACAAACAAGAAGAACAUUCCCUAUAGCAGAAUAUCCAUUUCAUUAUUUGCAUAUUGGAUUUUUGUGAAUUAACUAGGUGUCAAUGUAAAAAGUAUCGUUUGACAAUUAUUAACCUUUUUUCCAAAUGGGUAAAGGUGUUCCCCACAACUACUAAUUAUUCACCACCUGUAGCAAAAACUCUAGUAAAAGAUAUAAUACGAUUUGGGUUACCAGAUCGAAUUUAUAGUGAAAACGGACAACACAGAUUUUUCCUACCUGCUGCUAUCAGACUAUAUAAUCAGAACCGUUAACUUACUAUUGCUACAUUAACUCACCUACUGCAUCAGUGAUUUAUGUAAUAAUCUCCUCUAUGCACCAUUUGUGCAAAUCAGAACAAUAUUUAAAUUUAACAACCCUUCCAAUGCCUUCCAUAUGUCAAAGGUGUUAAAACAUCACAAGAAAUGUUUUUCUGAAAAUGCUUUUCAAGAUGUGCCUUGCCCACAGGAGGGACCACUGCAGGUUGGUGACUGGGUGUUCAUCAGAGUCAUAAAGCGCAAGAACUGGACCUCACCCCGAUGGGAGGCCCACAUAGAGUGACGCUGACAACACCUACAGCCUGCAAAGUCGAAGGCAUCUCCCGGUGGAUACACAACACACACUGCAAAAGGCAACAGGUACAGGCAACCGAGUAGUAUUGUCCGUGAGAAAAAACCCAACCGAGGGAGGGGAAAAGUCUGCCUACAAAGGGGGUCAGCAGCAUUUAGAGCACUGGUCGUCUCAACAGCAGUGAAGAAACCAGCGGUACCUUCUCUCACUUUGGGGACAUUCUCAUAAGGAGAUACUAUGAGGGGACACUGUCCAGCCACGGGAGUUGUACUAACUGCCCUUGUACUGUUGAUUGAUGCUAGGCCACUCCCUGACCUCAUCGAGGAUGAGGAGAGACCUCCUGACCAGUAUCACACUAAUUUGUGGUAUUGUUAAAUGAAGACAGAGCACUCUUAACUUUACUGGUUCAGUGUGUCUCUUAUUAUGAUGGUCCUGAUUUCAUGGGGACCCUCCCACAGUCUGAUAUCAACUAUGUUUGUAGGCACACAAUCUAUGUGCAUCUUCCACCCAAUUGGGUAGGUUGGUGUGCCCCUGUUUAUGUUUCAGAUGGCUCCUACGUGAUAACACCACAGCAGAUGACUUCCAAGGGACGGCUACGGAAGCGAGAGAUUGAUCUGAAGGAAAGUGAUCGGAUCUGGGGAUCAGACGUCCCCAUGGACAAGAAGCUCUGGACUACAGGCCAGAAAGUGGCACUAUCCCUAUUUCCAUGGUUGGGGGACCGCCUGGUGGUAGAUCUGCUCACUGCAAGCCAAGGUGGAGUGUGUGCAAUAGUGGGCCCCAAGUGCUGCACAUACAUUCCAGGAGACGACCAAGACGCAAAGGUCACCCAACAGGCACUCCGUGACCUACAGCACAUAUCCAAUGUGCAGGCGGCUGAUGUAGUGAAAGACAAAUCCUGGUUUGAUUGGUUUAGGUCUGGCACAUGGACUGACAUUCUGAUGAAGAUUUUUGGACCGAUUCUACUGAUUCUUUUGGUUCUGAUGCUGAUUGUGUUGUGCGUAAUUCCCUGUUUGAGGGCCAUGAUCAUCAGGAUGGUGAAUCAAGGCCUUCUCAGGGUGUGCGCAGUCAUGCACUCUCGGCAAAUACUCUAUACACCUUUGAAGCUCGAUAACUGUGAAGAGGAUCUCCACGAUGUCGACGGAAAUGGACGCUAAGCUGUACAUAUUGUGCUUCUGUGCUUCUGACCCUGCCUACGACGUUGCAACAUUUAUUUCAUGUUUUAUGAUGACUGCACUGAAAAUCGAAAGAAGUUGUGCUGUUCUGAUGUAUGCAUGAUUGUUUAAUAAAUGUUUCAAUGUUAAACAGGAGGGAAAUGUUGGAGAAAUACUGCAUUUAAUCAUUGAAACAUUGUUGGAAUUUAUUUUGCUGAUCUGCUCAAGCCUUGUCAGCUGUGCUAUAGCCUUGAAGUUUUCUCCCUUCUGCUCUGCAAGAAAUAGGGAGUACCAGUGUGUAGCAUCCUUAUCUGAUGUGCCCAAUGCUUGCUUUGUGCAGAGAAUAUUUCCUACGUACUGUGUGACUAUGCACCUCCCAGAAUGCAAUACAUAUUAUGAGCUGAAUCCUUGUCUUCUCUUCAGUGAGAGGAAGUUGCCUUUGCUGUAAACUGCUCACUCCUUGCAAGUAAAAUCCUGAAGAAGGUCUCAA